GACAGCAUGGGAAACGUGAUGACGUUCCAAACGCCCUGUCCCUGCGACCUUUGUGCGCAUGCGCAUUGCGAGGCGGCCCUGUUAUUAUUUAUGUUUGGUCCAAGAUGGCGGUAGCACCUAGGUUGGUUAUGGUAAUGGUGCUGGUGGCGGCGAAUAGAACAUAAGGGUUUAGCCGUCACCAGCAGCAGCGGAGAGACCCGUCCCAGCUACACGGCGUGCGGGAGGAAUCGGGACGGGCGCACAGGCCGAUAGUUGGCCAGUCUUACUCUCGCCGGGCAGGGAGAAUGGCGGAGCCGCGCAGGGUGCCGUUUGUGAGCCUGUCACCCAUAAAGCCACGCGAGAUUGUGGGAAGCCUGAGUGUGGAUCAGCCGAGGAAUCCUCCACUCUCGUCGGCCUCCCAACGUCCUCCGGCAGCCCGGUCCCAGGUACCAGCCAUGCAGCAGCAGCAACAACAACAACAACAGCGGUCUCUGCAACAGACUCCCAUCCCACGGCCGCAGCGAGAAGCAGCCACUUCCUCCACUACGGCCAAGGAGGCCGGAUCCUGUCAUCAGAAGGCCAACAUCAAAGCGGAGGACGAUAAGAAUAGGAGCGAGGGGACGGUCAGGCUGGAGUUGGCACUGGCGGACCCAACAGAGGAGAGCUGUGCUGAGUUCAGCUACCGGGUACUGCUGCAAAACGAGCAUAGAGGAGUACAGGGAGGAACCUCAGGAUCUGACUUGCCAGUCCAGGUGAAAAAUCCAUCUCAUGAUCCAUUUAAUGAUGAAGAACGUGAAAGGCUAGAGGUAGAAAAAGUGGCAAAGAAACUUGAAGCAAAAUAUGGAAGAAAAAGCCAUCGCUAUCGGAAGGACCGCGUGCAGGAUCUUAUCGACAUUGGUUAUGGCUAUGAUGAGACGGAUCCCUUUAUUGAUAACUCUGAGGCAUAUGAUGAGUUGGUCCCAGCUUCCCUGACUACAAAAUAUGGAGGAUUUUAUAUCAACACUGGAACACUGCAGUUUCGGCAGGCAUCGGAUUCUGAAAAUGAAGAUUUUGUUGAUGGCAAAAAGCACAAAUCAUCUAAAGUAUUGAAGUUGAAAGAAGAAGACCGAUCACUUAAAAAACGCAAGAGGAAAGAGGACACUUUGGAAAAGGAAAAGCCGUCAAGGAAACUGAAAGUCUCCAAACAGAUGGGGGUGGUGGCAUUUAAUGCUCAUAAACCUGACAAAAAGAAGAAAAAGUUGUAUAAGGAUUCUUUGUCCCUUGCUGCAAUGCUUCGGAAAUUUCAGAAGGAGAAAGAUGCAUUGCAGAAAAAUGAAAGCAGGCAAGAGUUACCUACUGUAACAGUAGUCUCUGCUCUUCCAAAACCGAACCCAGCUCCUGUUGCCAAUGAUUACUCUGAUCUUACUCUUGGAAAUGACCCAGUUCUUGCUAUCUUUGGUGGUGGUAGCGAGCGGGAGCUUCUUCAAGAAGCAGAAUGUGCACUAGAAAUGCUUGGGGACUUUGAUUUUGAUAAACUUUUGGACUCUGCAUCCAAUGACAGUCCUGUAGCGUCUGAACCAGGGGAGAAUGGCAGUGUUGGUCAGUCAACAAAUCUAUCCCAAGUGCAAAUACUAAAACAAGUGCCCCCUCUUCCUGAGGGUCUACCAGCAAAGCUGGAAAAACGUAUUGAGGAUUUGCAAGUGGCGGCAAAAAUGUUUGAUGAGGAAGGUCGAAAAAAAUUCUUCACUCAAGAGAUGAAUAACAUUUUGUUAGACAUUGAGCUGCAGCUGCUGGAACUAAGCCCAUCAAAUAGGAACGUGGUAUAUGGUUAUAUUGAAGCAUUUGUACCAUGCACAAAGGAUACUCUUGUCAAGCGUUUGAAAAAACUACACUUCCACAUACAGGAUGACCGACUGAAAGAGCCGCUGCAGAGGCUUAAACUGGCCAUUAGUAAUGUGAUGCCUGUACAGAUGAACAGAUACCAAGAGGAUUGCCAAGCACAUAAUCAGGCCAAAAAUGCAAAGCAUCAAACUGAUGAUGGCGAUCGGAACCCUUCAGACGAAGAUGAUGAAGAAAAGCCAGGGAAGAGGGUAAUGGGUCCAAGAAAAAAGUUCUACUGGGAUGACACUAUAAGGAAUUUGCUUUGCAAUCUAGUGAAGAUUAAACUAGGAUGCUAUGAGCUUGAACCUAAUAAAAGCCAGUCACCAGAAGAUUAUCUGAAGACCUUUAUGGAAACAGAAGUAAAACCUCUGUGGCCGAAAGGCUGGAUGCAGUCCAGGUUGCUGUUUAAAGAGAGCCGCAGUGUACAUAAUCACCUCACUUCUGCUCCAGCCAAGAAAAAGGUUAUUUUGGCACCUAAACCCAAGGCAAAGGAUUCAAGCCCUAAAAAGGAGCAGAAGACUUCCAUGCAUAUCUCUGCAGUUGUUCGUACCCCUUCUCUGAAUGCAGUAAUACCUACUAGUGGUCCUAUCAGCUCUGCUUGUACACCAAACUCUGAAACUAUUUGCCUAGACGACUCAUUGGAUGAAGAGCUUUCCUUCAAAACUCCUUCAUUAGAGUCUGUCUCUGAAGCUCUCGCUGUGCUUAACAAUGGAUCUGCUGCAGCAUCAAGUUCUCACAUAGAAACACCCACCUCUCGUCCAAGAGUUGCCCUGAGAGAGGAAAAACUAGCUUCUAUUAUGAGCAAGCUGCCAUUAGGUGGACCUAAAAAGGCUGAUCCUCCUCAGCACACAUCUAGUCUCAUUGCUGGCCACUCGGCCCCUGUACCAAAGAAACCCAUGGACCUAGUAACGACCCAUUCAACAGUGGUGUCUGGGCUCAUUGCAGGUUCUUCCAUUCAGAAUCCCAAAGUGUCAUUGGAACCACUGCCUGCUAAGCUGCUUCAGCAAGGAAUACAAAGGUCUUUGCAAGCUGAAGUUUCAUCAUCCUCUACACCUGCUAAAGUGAAGGCUUCUUCUGCUUCUCAGGCCAAAGGAGCAUGUGCUUUCUCCUCCACUCCCUCUUCAUCCACUUCAGCGCCAUUAACCUCUUCAUCAUAUGCCCAUGUUUCGUCAUCCUCUUCACAAGUACAGAACUCUUCUUCCUUGCAGGCAGUCAAGGUCCAUCCACCGCUUCAACAAAAUUAUGUUACGCCUUUACAAGCGACUAUAAGUAAAUCUCAUACUAACCCCGUUGUUCGCCUGACCAACAGCCCCCAGAUCUCUUCUACAUCACCUGUUAUCAAGACACCUGAAAAAGUAGUUUCUUACAGACCACCUCCAUCACCGUCUCCAGGUAGCAGUCAACAUACACCAGUAUCUCGAACAGCUGCCUCUUCUACCUCUACUAACUUUAUGGCAAAAAAUGUUGGUACACAAGGUUCAAAUCCUGGGUUCAAGUCUCCUUAUACCAUGGCCCCUUCACCCAAGCCUACCACAUCUCCUAGUUCUUCCAGUUCAGGUACUCCUGUCUCCCAGAAUACUCAGCAUCAUAAGUUGACCAGUGGAAUGAACGUUGGACGUCCUUCGCCCACGGUCAGCCCCAUUAAUUCUGUUCGAGGUACAGUGGUUAUUCAGGGAGUCAGAAAUCCCUCUGCAUCUCCCAAGAUCCUUAGUUCAUCACCCAAAUCAGCCACUCCUGUUAACAGGCAACAAAGUCCUUCCCCAAAAAUUCCAGUUUCGUCUCCAGUACAGUCUCCAAUCCCAUCUCCAAAAAUGUCCAGUCCAUCUCCAAAAAUGCAAAGCCAAUCUCCAAAAAUACCUAUCCAGUCUACAAAAUCAUCCAGCCUAUCUCCUAAAUUACUGAAUCAUUCACAAUCUGGACCUAUUAAGACCACAGUUCCUAGCUCUGUGCUAAAUGUACCCAUCAGCAGAGCCAAUCAAAAUUCCAAUGUUACAAAUAGGACUCACCUUUCUGGGGGAACAGUGAGUGGAGCUAUGGGUGCUACAAAACAGCUAAUGCCUCACAGACAACCAUCUGCCUCAGGUUCUCCAGUUGCAGCAGCUACUGUGCAGUCUGCAGCAGCAUCUCUACUUGCAAAUACUUCACCAUUGACCCUCAUGACAUCACCACUAUCUGUAACAAGCCCAAAUGUUACAACGGCCUCGCUCAACCCAUUUGGCAUGUUGGGCGGACUUGUCACCAUGCCAUUCCCGUUUCCUUUGGAGCUGCUCAGCUUUGGGAGUGACACUGCAGGUGCAGUAACAUCCCCGGGUUCUACCUCAGCAGCUUUUCACCAUAAUCUAUCACAGAAUUUACUGAAAGGGUUACAGACGACCGCUACGCACACACCCACGAUAUCUCACUCCAGUUUGACUCCUCACUUGCAACAAGCAUUCACAGAUGGAGGUCAAAGUAAAGGGGACUCCAAAAUGCAGCGUAAAAAUCCAUGACAUCUGAUCAACGGGACUAAGUGGACAAGUUGUUUUUUUUUUUUUUGUUUUUUUUUUGUUUUUAAGAUUUAUUCUUCUGAUUGGCAGGAAUAGCCCUACUGGAAAGUGCUUCAUUGGCAGAAUGAGCUGCCAUGUCCUGUCUAUGUUUACAUGACUCUGAUCUCAAGUACUGUGGAGAACAGAAUGAAUACUUGAUCAAAACGAGGAAGAAGGCAGCAGGAAACUGAUCUUGUGCAUGGCUGGCUAUAAGAUGGUGCUACUGUAUCAAGCCACAGAGGAUUUCUUUUAGAGCAAGUGAUGAUGGAGGAGGAAGCUUCCCACUGCAAUGUUAAUAUAAUCACUGGGCUAAAUGAUUGAUUGUUUUAUAUUUAUUUUUGUUUCAUUCCAUUAUUUUACAGAGGAUUUCAGAAUAAUAUUGCUGGCAAAUAGUUCUAAAUAAAAUACAGAAAACUCUUCUUUCCCAACCCUCAAAAAAUUUAAAAUAUUUGUGCAAUUGAGUAAGAAUUUGACUAAAGUGGUACUUUUAAAAAAAAAAAAAAAAAAAUUUUGUAUACACCUAGGACUUUCAUAUCAAAGUCCUGUAGAGUUAUUGCUUUUGCAAAUUCUCGCUCAAAGUUUCAAAAUCAUGCUGUUUUGCUAAAAGAAUUUGAAAUUAUCCUUUUGUUGGCAGAUAUUUCAUCUGCAUGAGGGAGCAAUUAAAGUAGCAGUAUGGGACAAAUUGUGGUAGAUCUUUAUGUAUUUAAUAGUAAUUGGGUUUUAUUGAGCGCUAAUAGUUUGUACACUGGUUUAGUAGGUGGCGUUUUCAAACCUUGAACAACGCAGUAUUUUGGGAUUAAAGGAUUAGGCAACAAUAAGCCUUUAAUUACAGUCUCCACCAAUAUUUAAACACUUUUUUUCUAUUUUGUUACGAUAAUAGUAAUUUGUUUAACGUCCAGCCUUCUUCAAAACAUUAACCCUAGGGAUUGAAAUGAAUAUUUAAAUACAAGUACCAUCAAUUUCUAUGAAUAUUCAUAGUGUUUUAGAAUAUAUAGAGGUUCAUGUUGCCUGUUUCACUGUAAAAUGAAGUAGCUUAAAAAUGUUUGCACGUAUUAUCUUCACAUGUUGCAGAAUGUUUUGCAAACUUGAGAUGCAGUGCAUCAUUAGAACUAAGAUUAGCAUUAAAAUUAAAUUUCCAUUCAUUAUAAUUAAAACACUAGAAGUUAAUUUGUAUACACAAGCAUUCCUAAUCACAAUUGUAUGUAAAAGUUUCAGGACUUUAUUAGAACUGGAAAUUUUUGACAAAAAUGCAACAUUGGGGAAUACUGAUUUGUAGACCUAGUAAACUUCCUGUUAACAACCCAUGGAAAGGACAAAAUUGGUCAUUACAUUUGAACUCUUAAGGGCUCUACACAUUUAACGAUCCACCGCCGUGCUGCCCGACGGCGGAUAUGGGCGACCCGGCGGCGGGUGGGGGGCAGUGACGGGGGGAGUGAAGUUUCUUCACUCCCCCCGUCACACGGCUCCAUAGAAGUGCAGGCAAAUAUGGACGAGAUCGUCCAUAUUGGGCUGCAUGCACAGCCGACGGGGCACCAGCGAUGAAUGAGCGCGGGGCCGCGCAUCGUUCAUCGCUUGUGCCUCCACACACAAAGAUAUGAACGGUAUCUCGUUCAUUAAUGAACGAGAUCGUUCAUGUCUUUGAGUGAUAUCGCCCAGUGUAUAGGGCCUAUUAGCCUCUCGGUUUUUUUUUGUCUGUUUUUUUUGGGAGGGGGGGGGGGGGGGCAGAGAUGCAAAUACAAGCAUAGCACAUCCGUUAUAAAAACAUUCCCAAACUCUUCUGAUAAUUUCUAGAUAUAUUAAUGUUGGUAACUCAUAUUUUUUUUUUUUUGUUAAUCAAAAUUUGCAAUACAACUUACAUUUUUUAGUCUUUUAUAUAAGUCUAAUGUUGAGUCAUUCAUAUUGUUUCUAACAUUUUAUGCCAAAUGAAUGAAAACUCAGAUUGGUUGUGUAGGAAGCAAGUAUAUUAUGCUCUAGACCAGAGGUUCUCAAACUCUGUCCUCGGGGGCCCACACAGUGCAUGUUUUGCAGGUCUCCUCACAGAAUCGCAAGUGAAAUAAUUAGCUCCACCUGUGGACCUUUUAAAAUGUGUCGGUGAGUAAUUAAUACACCUGUGCACCUGCUGGGUUACCUGCAAAACAUGCACUGUGUGGGCUCCCGAGGACCGAGUUUGAGAACCUCUGCUCUAGAACAUUAAUUUUUGCUUACUUUGUCUCCCAAAAGUUCAAGUAAUAGGUCACGUUUACUUGGAAAUGAAUUGGGUUUACCUUGUAGUUCACAAAUGUCCUCCAUUUUCUUCUCCUAAGACUGAAAGAUGAGUCUACUGGCUAUUUUACCAACAUGGCAGUGAAUAUUAAGCUUAGUCUGGAUUAAUUUUUUUCAGCUUUUAACCUUAACUUCUGUUAAAACGACACAUUUAGCAGAUUGGUUUCAUUUCCAGCAUCUUAUAGCCAGUCAAGCAGAACUGUCUUUUAUAUGCGGGUAAGCAAGAGCAAGUUCAAGCUGGGAAAGCAGUUCAGCAGUGAGUGACAUUCAUAUUCCGUUAAGACUACAUGAAGACCCACCUCAGCUGCCUAGUGGAAGAUUGCAGUGUGUAGUUUUGGACUCAACCAUACAUUCAUCCAUAUUGCUGCUAUAGCCCAGAUCAUUUUGGCUGUAUUCAAAUUUUCAUUUUCUUCAAAUAUAUAUAGUUUACA
Pseudophryne corroboree (corroboree frog) is the source of this 7057-nucleotide messenger RNA. It is a transcript of the gene UBN2, whose product is annotated as ubinuclein 2. Gene Ontology annotation, cellular component: nucleus. The transcript has 17 exons. Gene Ontology annotation, biological process: chromatin organization. The record is from RefSeq and is a predicted model, not a curated record. Bases 285 to 4328 code for a protein of 1347 amino acids. NCBI's taxonomy places the organism in Eukaryota, Metazoa, Chordata, Amphibia, Anura, Myobatrachidae.